Molecule: messenger RNA, 4209 nt
Organism: Rhipicephalus microplus (southern cattle tick)
Lineage: Eukaryota; Metazoa; Arthropoda; Arachnida; Ixodida; Ixodidae
Product: cell adhesion molecule Dscam1
Biological process (GO): cell-cell adhesion
Molecular function (GO): protein binding
Source: RefSeq, a predicted model, not a curated record
AUGGCCGACGGGAGCCCAGCCAAUGACAUAUCGGGCCUCAGAGAGACCCGUCCGGACGGUUCCCUCGUGCUGCGGUCUUUCGACCCUUCCCUGUUCCGGCCAGAGAUUCACUCGGCCACGUACCGCUGCGUAGCCUCCAACGCCCUGGGCCUGGUCAAAAGCCGCCUCGUGCACGUCCGAGGAGUGGUGGCGGAGAACUUCGUUCCCGUCGUGCAGGACGUGUACGCCAUUCGAAGAAACGCUGCCGUACUGCGGUGUCAUCUGCCUGAAGCAGUGAAGGACUACAUAACAGUAGUGUCUUGGAUGCGCAGCGACGGCGUCGUCGUUGGCAGCCGUGGCAUAGCUGGGCAACCAGGUGCAGAAGGCCGCUAUGCUAUGCUGCCGACUGGUGAAUUGGUGGCACGAGGCCUCGGAGCGACGGCCUCGGAAGCGUUCUUCACUUAUCGGUGCCAGGUGCGCAAUGAUUUCACUGGACAAACACGUCUCAGCGACACAGCGGGAAAAAUCGUCGUCACUGAGCCCGUGAGCGAUCUUGCACCUCGCAUGACGGAGACCCGCAGGUUGGUGCAAGUGGCGCAAGGGCAAGAAGCGGUGCUGCCGUGCGUUGCACAGGGCCAUCCGCCCCCUGCUCCCUCGUGGUUUCGUGUGACCGACCGCACGCAAAAGGGGCCGACUGCGGUUUUGGGCCUCGGAGAUGACGUCAUUCCCGUGAGGUCAUCGGACAGAACGCUGCUCCGCUUCGGUGGUUCGAUACUGGUGAUACGCUCAGUCAGUGUCAAAGAUGGCGGGAAGUACAUCUGCGUUACCAAUAGCUCGGCCGGGCAGGAAAAGGUGUUCACGGAAGUGCUCGUAUCCGCUCCGCUGUCUGCUCGCAUCGAGUCGGCCGCGCAAGUAGUGGACGCUGGCAGAAACGUAAACGUCACCUGCCGUGUGACCGGGCAGCCCGUGCACGGCGUGCUGUGGACUCGCAACGGCCGGCCUCUCUUUUCUUCCUCGUCGAGGGUGAGGCUCCUUUCCCGCGACGUGCUACAAAUUGUCGCUGCGAAGCAUCAGGACAGCGGAAUGUACCAGUGUCUCGUCUUCAACGGGGACGAUUCUGCUCAAGGAAGCGCGGAAAUUAUCGUCCGAGAGGACGCUCCAGUGUUGCAUCAUGUGUUCUCUGAACUUCUGGUGGCGCCGGGCAGCAGCGCGUCACUGUCGUGCGCAGCAUCCGGGAACCCACUGCCGCAGGUCACGUGGACUCUCGACGGAGACUCCGUGCCGGAGAGUUACAACGUCCGAGUUGGUGAUUACGUCAGCAGUGAACGUCUUGUGCACAGCUACGUGAACUUGACGGGAGUCCGGGUAGAAGACGGCGGCCUGUACGCCUGUGAGGCACGCAACAGCGCUGGCCAGGCCUCGCACGCAGCUCACCUAAUUGUUCCCGGCAGGCCCGUGCUUCGGCGACCGAUGGCCAAUGUCACGGCUCUGGCAGGUCACAGUAUGGUCUUACACUGUCCCGUAGCCGGACAUCCCAUUCGCAGCGUUACUUGGAAGAAAGAUGGACGUUGGCUUCCACAGAACCACCGACAACGCAGCUUCCCAAAUGGCACGCUGGUGGUCAACCAAGUGCAACGCGGCCAGGACAGUGGCACGUACGGAUGCACGGCCACAGACCCGGACGGAAACAUGGCUGGUGGCGAGCUCACUGUGCGAGUGAUGACGCCUCCCGUGGUGAGCCCGUUCAAUUUUCCCAACGACCUCACGGAGGGGAAGCGGGCUGGUGCUGCCUGCAUCGUGUCGGACGGGGACCCUCCCAUCUCCAUCGCGUGGCUCAAAGACGGCCGGCCUCUGGACGAGACGGCGCUUGGCGCAACCGUCUCUCGGACCAACGACUACACCUCCUUCUUGUCCAUCGCAGCCGUCCGCCAGGAGGCGCACCCGGGCCUGUACACGUGCGUGGCUUCCAAUCCGGCCGCCUCGGCAAACCGCAGCGCCACGAUGGUCGUGAGAGUUGGUCCCCGAUGGCGGCAUCGACCAGAGGACAAGGCUGCCACCAUGGGUCAGCCCGUUAUGUUCGACUGUCAGGCUGAUGGAUUUCCUGUGCCGGUGAUACGCUGGAAGAAAGAGCGCUUGUCGGAGGAUGGGGGCCGCCAGUUUGCGACGAUCACCAGCAGCGCCCGUGUUCGGGUGCUGGAGAACGGCACGCUGGCCAUCGACGACGUCGACCGCCCGGACGCCGGCCGCUACCUGUGCCAGUCGCAGAACGGAGUUGGUCCAGGCGUCUCAACCGUCGUCAAACUGGACGUGCACGUGGCGGCCCACUUCGACGAGAAGUUCAAGGCGGUCACAGUGCGGCGUGGUGAUUCUGCCACUCUGGAGUGCAGGGCUCGUGGUGACCCGUCCAUAGAUAUCAGUUGGACCCGGGAUGGCCGUCGCUUCGAUCCAGCUCAAGAGCCCAGGUACGCGGUCGAAAAGAAAACGGGCAGCUCGUGGUCGGAGUCCGUGCUGCGUAUCACUAGCGCCGACCGUCGUGACUCAUCGCUCUUUGGGUGCCGCGCGGAGAAUGCUUACGGUGCUGACGAUGCCAGCUUCCGUCUCAUCAUACAAGAGCCUCCGGACAAGGUUUCUGGUCUCGAGCCCACGCACAUAUCGAGCCGAACGGUGACGUUGUCCUGGUCAGCACCAUACUCGGGCAACAGCCCCUUGCUGAAGUACCUGCUUGAACACAGGACAUUAUCUGCUCCAAGCGGCAGCCCGCAGGACAUUAAGGUGACGCCGGCAGGCUCGAGAAGCCUCUACGUGACGUGGAAGCCACCGUCCGAGGAAGACAAGUACGGGGGAGUGCAAGGCUAUUACGUAGGCUACCGCGUGUGGGGUAGCGGCCAACCUUACUUGUACAAGACUCUGGAGAGCCGCCUGCCGUCCUCUUCACCCUCGCAACGGCAGCAGUGUAUCCUCAGCGAGCUGCGUCCCCGGACUCGCUACGGCAUCGUGGUGCAAGCCUUCAACGCUGACGGGGCUGGACCGUCGUCCGACGAAAUCGUCGCCCACACACCGGACGUUGGCUAUCUCUUGUUCUACAAAGGUGAACCACGGCUAGGCACGACAAAUAUUGUUCCCGAAGGGACGCCUGAAUGGUCAUCCGUGCAAGCCACGGCCGAGAGGUCGACGUAUAUGUUUCGCGGCUUGAGUUGCGGAAGCAGCUACAUCUUCUACGCGUUGGCCUUCAACUCCGCAGGCAGAGGACCUCGAAGCAACGUCGUGCUGGCCAAGACCGACGGUUCAGUGCCCGUGGCUCCUGACUUACGAGAGCUGCUCGUGGCGAAUCCGACCCGCGCGGUCCUGCGGCUGACCACGUGGAAAAGCGGUGGUUGCCCGAUCACUUCGUUCACCGUGCUCCACAGGAGGCAUUCGGCGCACGACCACUGGGACGCUCCGGUCACUGUGCAUGCACCGGACGAGUCCGAGUUAUCCAAGCUGCCGCAGGAGUUGGUCAUCAGGCACCUGACACCGGCCACCAGGUACCAACUGCUUGUCACGGCGCACAGCGAGGCCGGCUCGACGCAUGCCGAGUACGCGUUCGCCACGCCCACGCUGUCUGAAGGUGCCUUGUCGGCCACUCACUGGACGGAGGCGACUGACCUGCAACGACGUAGCGUUGACGUCAUCGUUCCAGUUGUAUGUACGGUGCUGGUGACGCUCCUUGGUGCGGUCGUGGUAGGCUACGCCAUGUCCCGCAGGCGCCUCGCUGCACUACGGAGGCGUCGGUUAGUUUGGCGUCCAGGAGAUGGAACGUCUUCGUCUUAUUUGACGAGGAAGUCGGUUGAAGCCGUGCCAAUGUGCGAGUACGAGAAGCCAGUACUGCAGGAGCAGGAGCACGGCGUUUCGGCAUCUCGGUCCGAGCAGCUGUACCUGCCGUCACCUUUCGGACCUAGAAUGCUGCCCUGCCACGUCGGUGACGACAGUGACGCGGCGGGCAUCCAGGCGACCACUCUGGCUCGCUUCCUUCCAACUGUUCACGAGAACAUCGAGUUAGAUGCGGAAAGCUGCGCGCAGCGGUCCGCCUACGAUGUGCCUUUCGCACCCAGAGAUUCAGUGCAAAAGCUUGCGGAACGUGACGACCUUCUUGCUUCGGCGGAGCGUCUGACUACGGCGAAACAAGAAUUCUCACAAGCGCAACUCAUCAGCAAGGUUGAAGAGAGCAUCGGAUUGGAGGCGCAAGAAUAG